AUGGCUGAGGAGGUAACAGUCCCUGGGAAUACAAUACCUGAGUUGGUUGAGCACUGGGGCUCCACGGCUGAAAAUGAAACCCCAGCUUUUGUCAGUAUUCACGCAGAUGGUGAUAGACGGACACUCACUAGGAAGGAAGUUCUCGAUAUUUCUAAACGAUUUGCAUACAAGCUUCACAGUUCUGGUAUCAAGAAGGGGUAUAUUGUUUGUAACACAUUACCAAACUCACUAGAGCGUGUGGUCUGUGAGUUUGCAACUCAGUUUGUAGGUGCAGCUUCUCUCAACGGCCAGGUUAUGCGCUCUGAUGGCGAGGAUUUCUUUGAAAGUUUGAGAGUUUCAAAGUGUCAGGCUGUGAUCAUCGACCCUGAUGUGGCCAAAGGGGCUAACCAGAUUUUGUUCAAUGGCAAGCCAUAUAACGGUGAGCAUGUGUUGAAACUACCACAGUGCGACCCUAUAGAAAUUAUUGUGUGCCGUCGAAAUGAUGACAGCAGUGAGGACGAUUUUAUUUCAACGAUGAAGAAUCCAGACCUAGAGCAGUUUCGUGCAGAGGUGUCUCCAGAAGACCUGGCGACUGUCAUGACAACAUCUGGAAGUACCGGCUACUCCAAACUGGUCAAACAUUUGCAGUCAAAUAUAUGUCAUUUCUGCAAACAGGUCAAAGCAAUUGAGCCAUUUCAGAGCGGAGCUCGGUUCAUUAACUGUGGACUUCUUGGCUGGGCAGGAGGCUACCCUCAGUGGUACCUCUCUUGUGGGGUCACACGAUACUUUAUAGACAUGCACGACGGACCUCCGUCUGACACAGCAUCACUUGUAUGGAGAACCAUGACGCAGGAGAAGAUCAUCUAUGGUUUUCUGUCCCCCCUGUUUGUCAAUACCAUCUUAACGAAAUGCCUCUGGAAAGAGUCAGAGUGGAGACCAAAGGUUUUAUGUCUGGCAGGGCAGCCGGUGAAGAAGGAGUCAAUGGAGAUAAUCGGGAAGAUUUGUGAUGCUGUGGACGUGAACUAUGGCAUGACGGAGUGCAACCUGGUGGCCUCACACCGGAUUGUGGAUCCUAAUGAUUAUGUGGAUGGAUGUGUUGGCUAUCCAGGUUAUGGGGUCAAGCUAAAAAUAGUAGACGCCAAUAAGCAGGUGGUACCCAGCGGGACAACAGGAGAAAUUUUGGUCUGGAGCCCAGCCCUGAGUCCAGGCUACAUGAACAAUGAGUCAGCCACUGCUUCUGCCUUCACAGACGAUGGCUGGUUUUGCACCGACGAUGCUGGCUAUGUGGGUAAAGACGGGAAAAUCUAUGUGGAAGGUCGGCAGUCGGACAGUAUUCAUCGUGGAACAUACAUCCUCUACCCAGGAUGGCUGGAGAAGAAGAUGAGGGAGGUGUCAGGGGUGAAGGACAUUGCUAUAGUGGCUGUGCCCGACAGGGUGCUGCACCAUGAGAUCUGCGCUUGUGUUGUGGUCAGUGGCGUAAAGGGUGUUGUUGCAGGAUUUUUACACAAGACUAUUAACAUGGGCGCUGAUUUGUCAGCAUCUUCCCCCAACCAGCUCGAUUCAAGGGGGAGUUCAGACAGCCGGGCUUAG
This is a messenger RNA of Candidula unifasciata, 1569 nucleotides long. Lineage: Eukaryota; Metazoa; Mollusca; Gastropoda; Stylommatophora; Geomitridae. The record is from the annotation of a GenBank genome assembly.